CUUCUUCAGGGGCAGGGCGGAUGGUUGUCUUGGUGACCGCUCCCUAACGGUCUGGUGGCCUGAGAUACUCUUACAGGGUUUGCAGCCUGAGCUGCUGACUGAAGACGCCUUUGGUUCCUCCAAGUGUCCGAGAAGAUUGACCCAGAAUAAUAAAAUGUCUCGAAAAAUUGCCAAGGAGUCAAAAAAAGUAAACAUCUCUAGUUCUCUGGAAUCUGAAGAUAUUAGUUUAGAAACAACCAUUCAUACAGAUGAUGUUUCCUCAUCAGAAGAACGAGAGGGUAAAGUCAGAAUUACCAGGCAGUUAAUUGAAAAAAAAGAAAUACUUCAUAAUAUUCAGUUACUGAAAAUCGAGCUAUCCCAAAAAAAUAUGAUGAUCGACAAUUUGAAAAUGGAUUAUCUUACAAAGAUUGAAGAGCUGGAGGAAAAACUGAAUGACGCCCUUCACCAGAAGCAGCUGCUAACUUUGAGAUUAGAUAAUCAGUUGACUCUUCAAAAGAAAGAUACCAAGAAAUAUCAAGAACUAAUGAAACAAGAAAUGGAAACCAUUUUAUUGAGACAGAAACAACUAGAAGAGACAAAUUAUCAGCUAAGAGAGAAAGCUGGAGAUGUCCGUCGAAACCUGCGAGACUUGGAGCUGACAGAAGAGCAGUAUGUGAAGCUGAAAUCCUUUCCUGAGGACCAGCUCUCCAUCCCUGAAUAUGUGUCUAUUCGAUUCUAUGAGCUUGUAAAUCCACUAAGGAAGGAAAUCUCCGACCUACAAGUGAAGAAGAAUGAACUGUCUGAAGAACUAAGUACGAACAAGGGCCAGCUGAAGCAGCUGACAGAGACAUAUGAGGAGGAUAGAAAAGGUAACUCUGAACUUCAGAUUCGAUGUCAGCGCUUAGCCUUGGAAUUGGCAGACACCAAACAGUUAGUUCAGCAAGGUGACUACCGUCAAGAGAACUACGACAAAGUCAAGAGUGAGCGUGAUGCUCUUGAACAGGAAGUACUCGAGGUUAGAAGAAAACAUGAAAUACUUGAAGCCUCUCACAUCGCUCAGGCUAAAGAAAGAAGUGAAUUAUCAAAAGAGGUCACCACCUUGCAGCAGACAGUCACCCUCCUGCAGAAGGAUAAGGAGUACCUCAAUCGCCAAAACAUGGAGCUCAGUGUCCGCUGUGCCCACGAAGAGGACCGCCUGGAAAGGCUGCAAGUGCAGCUGGAAGAGACCAAAAAGGCUAGAGAAGACAUGUAUGAAAAAUACGUGUCAUCCAGAGACCAUUAUAAAACGGAAUAUGAGAAUAAACUACAUGAUGAACUGGAACAAAUCAAACUGAAAACUAAUCUGGAAAUCGAUCAGCUUCGAAAUGCCUCUAGGGAAAUGUAUGAACGAGAAAACAGAAAUCUCCGAGAAGCCAGAGAUAACGCUCUUGCUGAAAAGAACCGAGCAGUGACAGCAGAAAAGGAUGCUCUAGAAAAGCAUGAGCAGCUCCUUGACAGAUACAGAGAACUCCAGCUAAGUACAGAAAGCAGAAUAUCUGAAUUUCUCCAUCAGAGUAAGUUGAAGUCCUUUGAAAGUGAACGUGUUCAACUCCUGCAAGAGGAAACCGCAAGAAAUCUCACACAGUGCCAGUUGGAAUGUGAAAAAUAUCAGAAGAAAUUGGAGGUUUUAACUAAAGAAUUUUAUAGUCUCCAGUCUUCUUCUGAAAAACGCAUUACUGAACUCGAAGCACAGAACUCCGAGCAUCAGGCAAGGUUAGACAUUUACGAGAAACUGGAAAAAGAGCUUGACGAGAUAAUAAUGCAAACAGCAGAGAUUGAAAAUGAAGAUGAAGCUGAAAGGAUUCUUUAUUCCUAUGGCUAUGGUGCUAAUGUUCCCACAACAGCUAAAAGACGACUAAAGCAAAGUGUCCAUUUGGCAAGAAGAGUUCUUCAGUUAGAAAAACAAAAUUCAUCCAUUUUAAAAGAUCUGGAACAUCAGAAGGACCAAGUGAGACAGCUUUCACAAGAGCUUGACAGAGCCAAUUCACUGUUAAACCAGACUCAGCAACCCUACAGAUACCUCAUAGAGUCUGUGCGGCAAAGGGAUUCCAAGAUUGAUUCACUGAUGAAGAGUACAGCUCAACUGGAGAAAGAUGUCAGAUGCAACACGGCUAUUCUGUUAUCCACCCAACUUGGAUUCUAUAGCACGUGUGGCUGUGGUGCUGUUAAAUUGAGGAACACUUGCUUUAUUCUUGAAAAGUUAAAUACUGUAUACAAAGCCUUUCUAGAGAAUAUCCGCAAUUUAAAUAAAGAAAAGUCAGCCCUGCUUCAGACGAAGAACCAAAUGGCAUUGGAUUUGGAACAACUUCUAAAUCACCGUGAGGAAUUUGCAGCCAUGAAGCAGAUUAUCAUUAAUAUGUGUAGUAAACAUUCUGAGAACAACUUACUUACCAAAAUGGAAUCAAAAAGUGUGACAGAAAAUCAAGCAUCCAAGAUUUUGAACAUGCCAAGAGAACAUGAAGACAAUAUAUUUAUACCCAAUCCAACCCUGUUUACUAAAAAGGAAGCACAAGAAUGGUCCAAGAAUCAAAAGAUGAAGGCCUAGUGUUUGGUGCUAGAGAAAGCCAGAGCCUAACCCUAACCCAGCCGGUCCUCUCCCUCCACACUGCACGCCCAGCCAGGGCCGCUGCUCUGUGUUGGAGUGGGCCUUGUAUCAUCGUGUACUCCAGAAGUGCUGUCUCUGUUGGGGGAGAAACAUUUGUUUUAAUCAUGUACUUGACAUUUUCAAAUAUAAGUAACUUAAUGUUUAUUUUAACUAAUGUUAAAUUAACAAAUUUCAGUAGAAUCAACAUAUAAAGUACAAAUAGUUGUAUGCUUUAUAUUUUGGUUUUAUGUAUUUUAUUAUAAAAUAAAUAUCCAUCCUCUGA
This is a messenger RNA of Peromyscus californicus insignis, 2885 nucleotides long. It is a transcript of the gene Pibf1, whose product is annotated as progesterone immunomodulatory binding factor 1. The transcript has 19 exons. The record is from RefSeq and is a predicted model, not a curated record. Bases 155 to 2563 code for a protein of 802 amino acids. NCBI's taxonomy places the organism in Eukaryota, Metazoa, Chordata, Mammalia, Rodentia, Cricetidae. Gene Ontology annotation, cellular component: centriolar satellite. Gene Ontology annotation, biological process: cilium assembly.